AUGCCUGAAUUUGGAUUGUCCGAUAAGCCUGCCCCAACUGUGGAGACCACAGUGGUUUUACCGGUGGAGCCAAUGAUUGAUGAACGACCUGCAGAAGAUGAAGUGACACCCAUUCACAAGAUGGAUCAUGAUGUCAAUCUUUCUAAUGGUGGUCACUCAUCUUUGGCUGAAUCACCACGGAAACUUGCUGAUCCGUCGGGAAUUAAGAUUUGGAAAUACGAGAUCCCGACCCGCAUUGUUGCACCGGUUUGUGCGUUUUUAAUGCUCGGCUUGUCGGUGAUUUUGACGUUCACGGCGCCAGUGGUAAACGCAAAUCCGAAACCCUGGAAUUACAUCUCUGCGUUGAUUGGAUGGAUAUACUUUUUGGCAUGGGGGGUGUCCUUCUUGCCACAGUUAUAUUUUAACUUUCGCCGUUGGAGUGUGGAAGGUCAGAGCUUUGAAUUUGUGACUCUGAACAUAAUUGGUUUCGCGUGCUACUCUACAUACACUCUCUGCUUUUAUGCGAACAGUGCCGUUCAGGAGAUGUAUCGUGAACGGCAUGAUGGUAUGUCGAACACAGUGGCACUAAACGACGUUGUGUUCGCAGUGUAUGCGCUCACCUGCUGCAUAGUGAAUGGGGUGCAAAUUAUUUUCAUGGAUCGUGGUGGCCAAAAGCUGAGCAUUUUCGCCAUCGGGCUUAUCUGCCUUAUAAUCUUCGUUAUACUGCUGUGGACAUUCCUGAUUGUCGGGGGUGUCAAAAAAACUCACGUCUUUAACUACCUCGAUCUCUUGUACGGAUUGAGCAUGAUAAAACUGGGCAUCAGUAUUGUAAAGUACUUGCCACAGAUAUAUCUGAACUACAAGAGGAAAUGUACAAUUGGGUGGAAUAUCUGGAACGUUAUACUUGACUUCACGGGAGGUAUUCUCAGCAUUGUACAGCAGGUAAUGGACAGUUGGGUAACCGGAAAUUGGGAGGGCAUGACAGGCAAUCCUGUAAAGUUUGCCCUUGGUUCAGUAAGCAUACUAUACGAUGUUGUUUUUUUGGUUCAGCACUUUGUGUUGUACCGCCAGAACAACAAGGACUUUGCCGCUUCUGAUGACUGCACUGAGGCUGUGGAUUCACGGCAACAGAGUGAGGAGUCCGUCGUACGUCAUUUGGUGUAA
Molecule: messenger RNA, 1143 nt
Organism: Trypanosoma theileri
Lineage: Eukaryota; Euglenozoa; Kinetoplastea; Trypanosomatida; Trypanosomatidae
Product: cystinosin
Exons: 1
Coding region: 1-1143 (380 amino acids)
Biological process (GO): L-cystine transport
Cellular component (GO): vacuolar membrane
Molecular function (GO): L-cystine transmembrane transporter activity
Source: RefSeq, a predicted model, not a curated record